Molecule: messenger RNA, 2192 nt
Organism: Micropterus dolomieu (smallmouth bass)
Lineage: Eukaryota; Metazoa; Chordata; Actinopteri; Centrarchiformes; Centrarchidae
Product: zinc finger protein 721-like
Exons: 3
Coding region: 1-2076 (691 amino acids)
Source: RefSeq, a predicted model, not a curated record
AUGGGUAUCACUACUCAAUACCUUUUUAUGAAACGAAGAGGAGGAGAGGGACUCAAACGUCAGCACUGUGACAAAUCCUUCGCAAGAUCGGAACAUUUAAAGAUUCGUGAGAGUGUUCACACUGGAGAGAAAUACAGCUGUGACCAAUGCGGGACAGCCUUCAUUCAAUCAUCUAAACUAACAAUUCACCGACGUGUUCGCACUGAAGAGAAACCAUACCGCUGCAUCCAGUGUGGGAAAGCUUUCAUAACAUCUAUACUAACAAUUCACCGACUUGUUCAAAGUAGAGAGAAACCAUACAGCUGUGACCAGUGUGGGAAAGCAUUAACUUCAUGGGGUCACCUACAAAGGCACCAACGUAUUCACACUGGAGAGAAACCGUACAGCUGUGACCAGUGUGGGACAGCUUUCAGGAAAUUUAGUGACCUAAAGGUCCACAGACGUGUUCACACUGGAGAGAAACCAUAUAGCUGUGACCAAUGUGGGAAAGCAUACGCAACAUCAGGCAACCUAAAAAUACACCUACGUGGUCACAGAGGAGAAAAACCUUACAGCUGUGACCAGUGUGGGGAAGCUUUCAAUACAUCAGGUCACCUACAAAGGCAUCAACGUGUUCACGCUGGAGAAAAACCUUACCGGUGUGACCAGUGUGGGAAAGCUUUCACAACAUUACACGAACUAAAAAUACACCAACGUGUUCACACUGGAGAGAAACCGUACAGCUGUGACCAGUGUGAUAAAGCUUUCACUUCAUCUGGUCACCUACAAAGGCACCGACGUAUUCACACUGGAGAGAAACCUUAUAGCUGUGACCAGUGUGAUAAAGCUUUCACUACAUCAAAUCAACUAAAAAUACAUCAACGUGUUCACACUGGAGAGAGACCGUACAGCUGUGAUCAGUGUGGGAAGGCUUUCACUUCAUUAAGUGAUUUGACAAAGCACAGACGUGUUCACACUGGAGAGAAACCGUACUGGUGUGAACAAUGUGGGAAAAUGUUUGCUCAGAGCAGUAGCCUUAAAGGCCACCAACGCACUCAUGAUGCUUCAGUUCACACUGGAGAGGAACUGUACAGCUGUGACCAGUGUGGGAAAGCUUUCACUACAUCAGUUGCCUUAAAAAUCCACCAACAUGUUCACACUGGAGAGAAACCGUACUGGUGUGAACAGUGUGGAAAAACUUUUGCUCGAUCAGGUGUCCUAAAAAUCCACCAACGUGUUCACACUGGAGAGAAACCGUAUUGGUGUGAACAAUGUGGGAAGGUUUUCACUAGAUCAGGUCACCUAAAACACCACCAACGUGUUCACACUGGAGAGAAGCCGCACUGGUGUGAACAGUGUGGAAAAACUUUCAGCAGAUCUGAUAAGUUACUAAUCCACCAACGUGUUCACACUGGAGAGAAACCGCACUGGUGUGAACAGUGUGGAAAAACGUUCGCUCAGUCAGGUCACCUAAAAAACCACCAACGAGUUCACACUGGAGAGAAGCCGUAUUGGUGUGAACAGUGUGGAAAAACUUUUGCUCGAGCAGGUGUCCUAAAAAACCACCAACGUGUUCACACUGGAGAGAAACCUCACUGGUGUGAACAAUGUGGGAAAGUUUUCACUAGAUCAGUUCACCUAAAACACCACCAACGUGUUCACACUGGACAGAAACCAUACUGGUGUGAACAGUGUGGAAAAACCUUUGCUGAAUCAGGUAACCUAAAAAGGCACCAACUUGUUCACACUGGAGAGAAACCUCACUGGUGUGAACAGUGUGGAAAAACGUUUGCUCGAGCAGGUGCCCUAAAAGUGCACCAACGUGUUCACACUGGAGAGAAACCGUACUGGUGUGAACAGUGUGGGAAAUCUUUCGCUCAUCCAGGUGCCCUAAAAGUGCACCAACGUGUUCACACUGGAGAAAAACCUCACAGGUGUGAACAGUGUGGGAAAACCUUUGCUCAAUCAGGGGACCUAAAAAAGCACCAACGUGUUCACACUGGAGAGAAACCGUACAGCUGUGGCAAAUGUGGCAAAUCUUAUACCGACAGGAGAACCCUUAAAGGACAUAAAUGCAUUCACAAAGAAUCAGUGUGACAGUUUUCACAGAGCUGUUACUGUUCACAGAGCUAGCUGUUUCCUGCUGCCCUGAAUACAACCACCUGUUAUCAUGUGACUGUAUUAAUAACAAUAAUAAACAGAAGGACUAGUAA